AUUUCACGAAUUCAAACAUCAUUGAUCAUUUCUUGGUUUUUGAGCACAAGUUGUUUGAUUCAGAGUAAUGGACAGAGUAAGGGAGUUAGCAUCCAAGAAGGCUGCAGUUAUCUUCACAAAAAGCUCCUGCUGCAUGUGCCACAGCAUCAAGGCGUUGUUCUACGAUUUAGGAGCUAGCCCGGCUGUGCACGAGCUUGACCAUGAGUCCAGAGGCAAGGAGAUGGAGUGGGCGUUGAGAGGGCUAGGCUGCAACCCCACCGUCCCGGCUGUGUUUAUCGGUGGAGAGUUCGUUGGCUCGGCCAAAGAUGUGAUCUCCCUCCAUGUUGAUGGAUCUCUGAAGCAAAGGCUCAUUAAUGCCAAGGCGAUUUGGUUUUAGCAACAACCUAAAACUAGUAGCACUAGUAUAUGCGAUCAUCAUGCUUAGAUAUAUAUAGUGCAGUGCAGUGAUGAGGGAAGACAGCUACAUGCAGUAGUAAUCAAGCAUGUCAGUUACAAGUGAAGCUUCUAGCUGUGUAAUUAUGGGCUUUGUCCUGAUUUUGUCGACUUUUGUAACCUUGGCUUAAGUCUACUUUUGGUGACUUUUGCUGGAGUAGUGAAAUCCUGACUUAAUCAAAUGUUCUUGUUGGAAUUUUUCUCA
Sesamum indicum (sesame) is the source of this 637-nucleotide messenger RNA. Its product is annotated as glutaredoxin-C11. The record is from RefSeq and is a predicted model, not a curated record. Lineage: Eukaryota; Viridiplantae; Streptophyta; Magnoliopsida; Lamiales; Pedaliaceae.